GUAUGGACGUGAGCCGCGGGCUGGAGCCUCUGCCGGUAUCCGUGCGGCCCCGGCUGGAGGAACUCCCGGCGUUCCAGUAUAGUCCUGAUCACGUGCCUGGACCUGGAGGCAAACCAGACCCAUCUGAGAUCUCCUUCUCUGGAUGCAGCUGUCAUUCUGCUUCCUGUCUGGCCCCAACAUGUUCAUGUCUUCACUAUGGAGAAAAUUAUAAAAAAAUGUCCAUUGAGACGGAAGGAUGUGAACUGGGAUUUUCAAAGCCUGUUUUUGAAUGCAACACUAUGUGCCAGUGUGGAGAGAUGUGUCAAAAUAGAGUCGUUCAACGGGGCUUACAGUUCCAACUUGAAGUAUUCAAGACCACUGAAAAAGGGUGGGGUCUUCGUACCCUGGAAUUCAUACCCAAAGGACAAUUUGUGUGUGAAUAUGCUGGGGAAAUUCUAGACAUUCAGGAAGCACGUAAAAGGAUUCAGUUGCAGACAUCAUGUGAUUCAAAUUACAUUAUAGCAGUUAGGGAACACUUGUAUGAUGGGACGACCAUAGAGACUUUUGUAGACCCCACAUAUAUUGGCAAUGUUGGUAGAUUCCUGAACCACUCCUGUGAGCCCAAUCUCUUUAUGGUGCCUAUCCGAAUAGACUCAAUGGUGCCUAAGUUAGCACUUUUUGCUGACCGUGAUAUCUGUGCAGAUGAAGAGCUCACAUACGAUUAUUCUGGAAAAUACCAUAAUUUUCUGCCCAUAGAAGAGCAAAGCAGCAAGCAAGAAGGGAAAGAAUCAAAGAAACCUUGCUUUUGUAGAACUAAAUCAUGUGCAGGUUCCUUGCCUUACGACAGUUCUUUAUUCCAGAAAGAUGCUAAGAGAAAGUAAUCCUGAAGAAAAAGUCUGCAAAUUGAAGAGAGCAGCCGUGUGCUUCUUUUAAAGCUUCUUGUAGGAAUGUCCAGAGGUGAUAAAAUUAGCCUUACAUACACACAUGCCUACGCUCAAAAUGCAGCGAUGCUUAUUAAAGUGGCUGAAUGUAUUUAAUUAUGCACAGAUGAAGUGUCUUUCCAUUCAGAACAUCAGUUGUAACACGAAAUAUGUCAGGGUCAGAGAAGUUGUAAAUACUGUAUCAAACAGAUUGAAAUCUUGCCCUGAAGAAGGUCCAAGAAAUGAUAAUGGAAUAUCAAAAGAUAUUAC
Protobothrops mucrosquamatus (brown spotted pit viper) is the source of this 1169-nucleotide messenger RNA. RefSeq names its product histone-lysine N-methyltransferase SETMAR. The transcript has 2 exons. Bases 3 to 860 code for a protein of 285 amino acids. The record is from RefSeq and is a predicted model, not a curated record. Gene Ontology annotation, cellular component: nucleus. Gene Ontology annotation, molecular function: histone methyltransferase activity; protein binding; zinc ion binding. Lineage: Eukaryota; Metazoa; Chordata; Lepidosauria; Squamata; Viperidae.